Phyllostomus hastatus (greater spear-nosed bat) is the source of this 2797-nucleotide messenger RNA. It is a transcript of the gene SH3BP5, whose product is annotated as SH3 domain binding protein 5. Lineage: Eukaryota; Metazoa; Chordata; Mammalia; Chiroptera; Phyllostomidae. Gene Ontology annotation, biological process: negative regulation of protein tyrosine kinase activity; intracellular signal transduction. Bases 169 to 1536 code for a protein of 455 amino acids. Gene Ontology annotation, molecular function: protein kinase inhibitor activity. The record is from RefSeq and is a predicted model, not a curated record. Gene Ontology annotation, cellular component: cytoplasm. The transcript is spliced from 9 exons.
CUCCGCCUGGGCCGGAGAGAACUGCAUCGGCGAACGGUGCCUCUCCAGUGUAGGCUGCGGCGGCUCCCGGACCGUGCUGGGCUGUGGCGAGACAGCUCCGGGCGAGCCUUCGGCGGUGGCAGCCGACGCCCCGAAGUGCGCUGCGCGGUUCGCGUUCCGGUUGCUUGCAUGGACACCGCGUUGAAGCGGAGCCUCUCCGAGGAGCCGGCUGAGCUCCUGCCGUCGGCCCGGGACUUGGAGGAGGAGGAGGAAGAGGAAGAGGGGAUGGAGCAAGAGCUGGAGGAGGAAGAAGAGGUGGACCCCCGGAUCCAGGGAGAACUGGAGAAGUUAAACCAAUCCACGGAUGACAUCAACAGACGGGAGACUGAACUUGAGGAUGCGCGUCAGAAGUUCCGCUCUGUUCUGGUGGAAGCCACAGUGAAACUGGAUGAACUGGUGAAAAAGAUCGGCAAAGCUGUGGAAGACUCGAAGCCCUACUGGGAGGCGAGGAGGGUGGCAAGGCAGGCUCAGCUGGAAGCUCAGAAAGCCACGCAGGACUUCCAGAGGGCCACGGAGGUGCUCCGUGCCGCCAAGGAAACCAUCUCCCUGGCUGAGCAGCGGCUGCUGGAGGAUGACAAGCGGCAGUUCGACUCUGCCUGGCAGGAGAUGCUGAAUCACGCCACCCAGAGGGUCAUGGAGGCAGAGCAGACCAAGACAAGGAGCGAGCUGGUGCACAAGGAGACGGCGGCCAGGUACAACGCAGCCAUGGGCCGCAUGCGGCAGCUGGAGAAGAAACUCAAGAGAGCCAUCAACAAAUCCAAGCCUUAUUUUGAACUCAAGGCAAAGUACUAUGUGCAGCUUGAGCAAUUGAAGAAGACUGUAGAUGACCUACAGGCCAAACUGGCCCUGGCGAAAGGCGAGUACAAGACGGCCCUGAAGAACCUGGAGAUGAUCUCGGACGAGAUCCACGAGCGGCGGCGCUCCAGCGCCAUGGGGCCUCGGGGCUGCGGUGUCGGGGCCGAGGGCAGCAGCACGUCUGCAGAGGACCUGUCAGGGAGCAAACCCGAGCCCGACGCCGUUUCUGUGGCUUCCGAGGCCUUUGAAGACGACAACUGCAGCAACUUUGUAUCUGAAGAUGACUCAGAAACCCAGUCCGUGUCCAGCUUUAGCUCAGGACCGAUGAGCCCGUCUGAGCCGGCUGACCAGUUCUCUGCAGUUGUGAGGCCUGGCAGCCUGGAUCUGCCCAGCCCUGUGUCCCUGUCCGAGUUUGGGAUGAUGUUCCCGGUGUUAGGCCCUCGCAGCGAAUGCAGCGGGGCCUCCUCCCCAGAGUGUGAGGUGGAACGAGGAGACAGAGCAGAAGGGGCGGAGAACAAAACAAGCGACAAAGCCAACAACAAUCGGGGUCUUCGCAACAGCAGCAGUGACGGUGGCAAGAGUCAGAGCAGCAGCUCCCCCGAGGUCCAGGCCCUGGCGAACCGCAUUAAGCAGCUCUCCCUGCACUGCGCGAAGGGUCGAGAGGGGCUUAUUGCUGACAUAAAGGUGGUGCAGAUCGGCUGAGCCGUCCGGGGCCCCGGCCCCAGUGCGCAUCACUGUUUGUACGUGAAAACUGUACGGAGAACAUUGUGCCAACACUCAUUUAACACAUGCCAAAUCGUAAGCGUUUACUCUAAACUGCACUAACGGAGUUUUGGUGAUCUUGAGGGCCGAAGAUCUUUCUUCUGGGUAAGAGCUCCGGAGCUGGUGCGUUUCCCAGAGCGGAGCUGUUGCGGGUGCGCCGUGAGCGGUGCACGCGGUCUUGGUGGGACAUUAGCUGUGACGGUGUUACGGAAGCAAUAAGUAGUUCCUACACGAGAACCCGAGCCAGGAAAGGGGCUGGCAAGCUGAGCCCUGCCUCGGCCAACAGCUUGCUUCUCUUUCCCUUCUCUCAUCCUCAGUUUGGGAAAACAGAGAUGUUCCCCUUUAUAUCUUAGGGGAUCUACAUGGACAAAAAGAAUGCAAGACAAAACUCAAAUAUUCAGAAUGUACCCUUUUUGACCCAGUGAAAGCUUAAACAAUCCAGGAACAUAAUUCAUUUUGGUAGCCUCUGGUAUUCAGAAGGGGCUUUAAAGAAAGUGUAUGUUGGUACACCCAUUAAAACCAUUUUCUAUAAAGGUUACUAUGAGCUGCACUUUUUGGGGUGGGAGAGGGGAAUGCCAGUGUGGGGAGGGGUGGUGGGGUGGGGAGAAUGAGGGCGGCACGGACACGUCCUAGGAUGGGAUUCGUGGCGGUGGGGGAGAAGGCGCUGUAGCAUAGUGUACCACCUUUCCCACCAGCCAAGGGGACUUACUCUAAGGGAAGUGCAUGUGAAGAAUGGUUGCCAUUGUUAUUCUAGACUGACAAGGUGUUCAUUUCUCUGUAGGCUGUAACUUAAAAAAAAAUUAAGGGUUAUGCUACUAGUAUUCCUUAGGGGGAAUUGUUUCUUAAAGCUAGGAAAGGGAGCAGGCAUGUGUUGGCAGUGGCUGUUACAUAGAUGCAAUGGGAUCUGUCAUAAUACUAAUAGUAGUGUGUAUUACGACUGCUUUUCUCAUGUUUUCAUGGUUACACAUAUUUAAGAGCACUGUAUUUUAUUUGUUAAAACUUGGUAUUUCUAAAAGGAAAAAAAGCAACCCCAUUUCAAGUUGUUUGUUAAUUGUCAAAACUUGUAUAUUUUAGUCAUUUGUAAAUCUCUUCAUACUGCAGUGUUUUCUCCUUUUUUAAUGACUGAUCUGGUAUCUUCAUUAUAAGGUUAUUUUGUACUUGUCUUAAUACCUUGAGUGUAAUAAAAACCACUGAAAAUGUC